GGCUGGCAUUGCACACUCAGUCUCUAUUUACUUGCUCAAGAAUUCGACGGACUCUGUGGAUCUAUUGGAUAUCCAUCACACCAACCUCCGCCACGACGCAGCGCCGCCCCGCGCCACUAUGUCGUCGCCAUACCCCGACCCCGACUUGAAACCAGUCUCGCAGCGCACCUCGCUCGCGACCCUCACGAAUCCCUUGCCUGACGGGUGCAGCUAUGGCUCGAUACCGUCGAAGGAUGCCAGUCCUGCCGAGCGUGUGAUCUGGGUGGAGUUUCCGCCAGAUAGCCGCGACAACCCAUUCUACUUCUCGACGAAAAGAAAAGUCGGCAUCACACUGUGCGCCCUCAUCUACUGCUGGUACUGCUCCAUCACGGCCUCGGCAUUUUCGAUCCAGUCCGGCGCCAUGUGCGAGGACCUCAACUGCCCGCAUCUCGGCGCUGAGGCCGGCAUCGCGCUCUACGCGUGGGGCGCCGGCAUCAUGCCGCUCUUCGUCGCCCCCGUAUCAGAGGAGUUCGGGCGGCGACCUGUCUACCUUGUGGCGCUGUUCUUCCUCCUCGUCUUUCAUGUCCUGCAGGCCGUGGCGCAGAACACGGCCACGGCGCUCGUCGCGCGCUUCCUCGCAGGCGUCGCUGGCUCGGUCGGCACCUCCGUUGUUGGCGGCACCGUCGCGGACAUCUUCACGCCAGCGCACCGUGGUCUGCCGAUGAUGCUCACCGGUUUCAUCCUCUACUUCGCCACAGGUAUCGGCGGCACGAUUUUCGCGUACGUCACGACGCGGUUAGGAUGGCGCUGGACGUGGUGGAUCAUUGUCAUAUCCCUCGGCGCAUGCGUCCCCCUUUUCGUGCUGGUUAUGCCUGAGACUCGAUCGUCCAUCAUACUGCGCAGACGGGCAAAGAAGCUGCGCACCGAGCGAGGCCUUUCCGACGGCGGACGAUACCUAUCUCACCCAGAGAUUGAGAAGGUCCGCUUCCUCACCGCGCUCAAAACGUCGCUCACCCGCCCCCUCAUCUUUCUCGUCACGGAGCCCAUCGUCAUGUUCUUCUCCCUCUGGGUUGCUCUCGCCUGGAGCGUCAUGUAUGUCCAAGUCGCUGGCCUGCCAUACAUGAUGCGCACGCUAUACGGAUUCAACACAGAGCAGGUCGGCCUUGUGUACCUAACAGCAUGCCUGGGCGCGUGCUUUGGAUAUCUUGGAGGAUACGCGCAAGAGUACCUGUACAGGCGUUACGCACCAACCAAGGGCGUCGAGGCGCGUCUCUUUACGCCCAUGGUCGCGGGCGUGCUUUUCGCACUGGGCUGCUUUAUCACUGGCGCGACGGCGCGGUCUGAGAUUCACUGGAUCGCUAGCGCGAUCGGCCAGGUGGUCGUGAUCACCGCCGUAAUGAUCAUCUACGUGACUGCCUUCACCUACGUCUCCGAGUGUUACGGGACGUACGCCUCGUCGGCCAUGGCCUCCCAGUCGUGCCUCCGAAACAUGGUUGGUGGCGGCAUCGCCUUUGGCACGACAUCCAUGUUCAAGGGAAUGAGUGUGCGAUGGGCGCUCAUCCUCAUGGGCGGCAUUGCUGCGCUACUCGCUCUCGUGCCGUUCGUCGCGUUCUUCUAUGGGCCGGCGAUCCGGCAACGCAGCCCCUACUCUCGCGAGCUGAUGCGGCAGGAGCGGGAGGCGCUCGACGCUGAGCGCGUGCAGCGAGAAUUGCGGGGUAUGGACAUGACGGGGGCAGAGGAUAUCGAGGGCGAGGUGUACGAAAAAGAGCGAGAGUAGUGUACAUUAGAUAUAGCGCAUCGUGCAUGGAGCAUAUUGUUUGGUUGA
Messenger RNA from Cutaneotrichosporon oleaginosum, 1804 nucleotides. RefSeq lists its product as uncharacterized. Gene Ontology annotation, molecular function: transmembrane transporter activity. Gene Ontology annotation, biological process: transmembrane transport. The record is from RefSeq and is a predicted model, not a curated record. Gene Ontology annotation, cellular component: plasma membrane. NCBI's taxonomy places the organism in Eukaryota, Fungi, Basidiomycota, Tremellomycetes, Trichosporonales, Trichosporonaceae.